AUGCACCACGUGACAUCAGACAUUGUUGCCGACAUUGCCAAAUACACGAAUUCUAACAAGAACCAUGCUAGGCCACCGAUUGCAAUACUACGCAAGAUCAUCCUCCUUCUGGAAGAUCCACAGUUUCAACCGCAGAACUUGGAGAUCACCACCUUCAUUACUGAUACAUAUAAGGACUACAUUGAUAAUGACCAGGUCCGGCUCUUAGUCUAUCUUAUACUGGAUACGUACGAUCCAGGAACUUCUCUGACUCUAAUCUGCGAGCCUCAGUUUUUGAACCUACUUGUUAAUCAGUCUCUCAAUGGCGACUUUCACGCAAUGAAGACACUUCUUAGCACAUCUCACAAUACCCAUAUAAUUGGAACGUUCGAUUCCUCUAUCACCAAGACCCUCUACGACUACUGGAGCCACUUACCAAUAGAGAAACACACCAUAUAUACUAUACAUAUGGGUGUCACCUUCACACCUACUAUUCCUUCGAAAACAGUCAUUGAACAACUACUAUCCAUUCUACAGUCGUCCAAUGAUAGAUUGCUGGUUUCCCCCAUAUGCGAGUCGAUCAUGUCGCUAUCACCAAAAGUAGACCUUAAACCAUUACUGAAUGUUCAUCACGUCUCUAAACUGCUACCUUGUCUUCUCCAAUCCAAAGAUCUCGAGCACCAGUUUCGCAUAUCAUCAAUACUGUCGCUUUUGUCUCAUUUCGACACCACAAUCAAUGGUAAUUUUGCCAAUGAUAUACUCACAUGUGUUUCCACACUCCUCAAGUCAGAAAACGUUCUUGUUUUCCUAAACACCGUCAAGUGUAUGAUCUCCAUUUUGUCUUGUUCCGGCAUUGCACAUGAGAAAUAUCUCCUACAAAUAUUGAAAAGUUUUGAUAGUAUCUACAAGGGAAUACAGGGUAAGGAACAUCCUCGAAUGCUCUAUUUUCUAGCGUUGCGUAACCUGAUCAUUUUUAUGCUCAAGUACAAAGACACGUUUCUUUCUAAUGCGGAAAUUGGAAACGCUCUUCUGUCACUAGUUAAAACAUACAGUAUGGUUGAUCCAUUGAUAGAUUCCGAGCUCUAUAUUAUUGAUACAAAGCUCGAAAUCAUCUACCUCCUUACCAAGCACGGGAUCUUUGGUGACCAUAAGGAAACAUUCGAUAUUCUGCUGAAACUAGUCAGAUCGUCAAACAGUGAGAUAUCAUAUAAGUCCAUUCGAACAAUUGGGAACUUAUUGGUGAACUUUCCCCAAAUUUAUACGUCCCAACUACUGGAUUCUCUUGUUGUGUUCACCUCCCACAUACACCGGCUUGCAUUAAGUAUCUCUUUAAGUGAACUUGACAACGCGUCGCUGAUAAGUACUUAUCUGGACCAACUCCUGGAACAGCCAGACCCUAUAAUUAGGCCUGACUUCCGAACAGACGAUAUAGUCGCCUUCCUUGUUCUCCUGGGGAAAUCAAAGUCACACAUCGACACGCUGUUGUCGGUAUACAAAGAUCUCCAAGUGAGAGUCUUUGCUAACUCCGACGAAAAGGUUUAUAUCUACGACGCAUUCAUUAGCAGUCUCAUCUAUUCAUAUACUAAUAACUCACUCUCACACGGGAAGGACAUCCUCGAAAUCAUGAAACACAUAUACAAUGACCACAAACUCCCACUCUACGUUAGAAAGAAAGUAUCAUUUCACACGAGACUCCUCACAAUGGGUCACACUCUCCCAGAGCUACCCCCACACGAGCACACCAUGUCUGAAUUCGACCCGAGCGAACUCACCCCUGAUAUGGGCACCCUGGCCAGUGUGUACUUACGUCCAGUGCGUUCAAUCUUCCGCCACGUUUAA
Pichia kudriavzevii is the source of this 1818-nucleotide messenger RNA. RefSeq lists its product as uncharacterized. The coding region runs from base 1 to 1818 and encodes 605 amino acids. The transcript has a single exon. The record is from RefSeq and is a predicted model, not a curated record. NCBI's taxonomy places the organism in Eukaryota, Fungi, Ascomycota, Pichiomycetes, Pichiales, Pichiaceae.